CUCCUUCCUCGAGUUUCCUGUGUGAAGGACGAUGCAACUUUGGUGUGUCCCGAAUAAUAACUUAUGAAAGAUGUUUAAGUCAUCUACUUCGCGUGUUUCGCUAGGAUUUCGGGUUGUUCACAAUGGAAAGUCAAGUAGACCACACAGACAGUUAACAACACCUGCAGAAGGAGCAGCUAAACCAUCGGCUACACCAACCAACCCUCUUCCUCCUCCUCCACCACCUACACCUAAAAAGGGUGGAGUAUUUUUUAAACUAUUUGGUUUAACAACAGUUGGUGUGGGAGGAGUGAUAGGCUAUGCUUGGUAUGAUACAGAAUUUAAGAAGCUAAUAGAAGACAAUGUACCAUAUAGUAAAGAUGCGUUUGAUGUCAUAUUUCCAUAUUUUCCAGAUAUUCAAUCAUUUAAAACUGUAGAACCCCCUGUACCUAGUAAAAAAUUAGAACCUAUUGCUAAUGAUGUUCCCAAGAAAAAAGUUGAGACCCCCCAGGUUGAGAAGACAGCACAACCGUCUAAACCUUCACCAUCUCCGAAACCCACAAAAGAACAAACAAAAGAAAAAGAAAUAAAUGAUAAAGCAAAACAAAAAGAAGCUGUUGCUAGAAAACUGAAAGAAAAGGAAGCUAAUGAAGCUGCAGAAAAUGCGGCUUUAGAAGUGAUCAUUGAGAAUCUCAUAGAGAAUAAUACCAAGUUUAUCAAGUCAGCCGUUGAAGCCCAGCAAAAAGUAGUAGAUUUUACCAAAGCUCAUACACAAGCUUUAAGAAAAGCUAUGGAUGAUACUAGUCAGAUAUUAGAUAAAGAUAAACAAUGGGAAGCAGUAGCAGAUGCAUUUUCUAUUAGAGAAAGUACUGUGCAGGAGGCAAAUAGGCUUUCAGAUAUGGCCAAGGAGAAUUUAGAGAAAUUAAAGAAAACAAUAGAUGAUGGUAAAAAAGAUGCAAUUUUGAAGAAAAAUAAAGUUUUAAAAACUGCCCAGCAAAAACUGAAUGAAUUUAAUAAUGAUAUUAAUACUGUAUUGACACAGGUUAGAAAAGAAGAAUCAGAAGCUAGAGUUAUGACUAAAUAUAAAGAUUUAGUUGAUAAAGGAAGACAACAAUUUAAGAAAGAAUUGGAAAGUAUCAUGCCAGAUGUUAAAAUAGGGGAUAAAAAAGGUAAAAAGUUGUCUGAAGAUGAACUGAAUUCUUUAAUAGCACAUGCACAUCGUCGUAUAGAUCAACUACAGAAACAAUUGGCUGAACAAUUAGCUCACGAAUCACAAAGAAUAGAUAAAGCUUUAGAGAUCCAGCGUGUAGAAGAUGAGAAAAUAGCACAAACUAGAGUUGGAUUAGAAAGACAGAGACUUAGAGAUCAAUUCUCUUUAGAAAAAGAUAAAUGGGAAGAAGAUGCUCGAGUUGAGUUUGAACAAGAGUUACGUCAACAUCUAUCUAGACAGGCUGCGGCACACAGUGAUCAUCUUAAAGAUGUAUUAAAAAUACAAGAAGGAGAAAUAGCGCAACAAUAUGAAAGAGUGAUGCAUACAAGAUUAAUAGAAGAAAGGCAAACCUUCCAAUCAGAAGUAGCUGGAUGGAUAGCUAGAUUAAAAGGCAUAGAAACUGCAGUAGAUGCACGUGCUGAGAACGAAAAGACAGCUAGAAUCGCCCAAGAGUUAUGGUUGGCUUGUAUAGCUAUGAAUGGAGUUAUUAGACUGGGUAAAGAGGGCGGUUUAUCAGGAGAAGAAAAAUUACAACCAUUAUCUAAGGAAGCUGUAGCAAUAUCUGAGGCAGCCGGGAAACAUCCAUUUGUACAAACUGUUCUGCAAUCUGUACCGGAAGAGGCAUUAAUGCGAGGAGUGUGGACAGAAGAUAGUCUAAAGGAGCGCUUCCCCAAAGUUAAACGCAUUUGUAAAAGAGUGGCUAUGAUUGAUGAAAAUGGUGGCACCUUAUUUAGAUAUUUUCUUUCUUAUUUCCAAUCUUUCUUUAUUUUUAAUUCAGUUUAUGCUAAAUCUGAUAGUGACUCUAUAGAAAUUAGCGAGUUGGACACUUUUAAUAUAUUAGCCCAUGCUGAUUACUUUUUAGAGAAAGGAGACUUACUACAAGCUGUCCGAUUUAUGAAUCAACUCCAAGGUGAACCUAGACGUGUCGCUUCUGAUUGGUUGAAGGAGGCAAAGCUAUUAUUGGAAACAAGACAAGCUGCGUAUGCUUUAACAGCCUUUGCGUCUGCAAGUGGUUUAGGGACAAUAUUUUAAGAAAUUUAUAUUCUAGAGAAAAAAAUCCAGCCGUUGUGAUAUCUGGACCAAAUGAAUUAAGGAUGCCUUAUAGGUGUGUUGAUAACACAGUAAUAAUAGUGCUAUGUAAGUAAUGAAUUAUGUACAUGUAGCUAUUGAUGAGUGUACAUAGGGCUCCAUAUAUAAUAUAUAUAAUAGAUGUCCAUAAUGUAAUCAGGUUGAAAUUUUUAAUUAUGUUCUGGAAAGCAUAAAAAUUGUAUUUAUUAUCCAGAUUAAAUGUCUUCAUUA
Patella vulgata (common limpet) is the source of this 2488-nucleotide messenger RNA. RefSeq names its product MICOS complex subunit Mic60. The record is from RefSeq and is a predicted model, not a curated record. Gene Ontology annotation, cellular component: MICOS complex. Gene Ontology annotation, biological process: cristae formation. The coding region runs from base 71 to 2221 and encodes 716 amino acids. Lineage: Eukaryota; Metazoa; Mollusca; Gastropoda; Patellidae. The transcript has 13 exons.